AUGUCAACGACUUCACCACAAAAGCGUCGAGCGACCUCAUCGCGGUCUAGUCUCCUCGAACAGCCCAUGCGACAGACCCGUUCCAUGGCCCGCGUCUCAGACGCCACGGACUUUCCCGAACACCAUCAUCGUUUAUCCGCUUCCUCGUCACAGCAGCCUCGCUCGGCGUCACCUCGUAAAGAUCGAGCAAGUCAAGCAGCCCAAGUAGACUCAUUCGACACCUCCACACCGGACGUUAGCAUGGCACCGUGUAUGGAAAGUCCAAAAAAGGGGAGAUUCGAUGACUUUGAGUUUGAGCUCGAGAACAGCACGCAACAAGUCCCGACUCGGAGGCGGAGGAUUGCGGCUUUGAGACAAAUCUCUACCUCACCAUCAGCAGAUGUCGGUCUGCCAGGCUCGAAGACGUCGGCUCAGCCGAGUAGCAGCAAUGCCAGUAACGCGCUCUUGGCGAGUCGGAAGGAGAAUUCAUCUUCGGCUGUGCCGGCUCGGCCUCAGCAGAAAGAGGAAGCUAGGGCAGGUUCCGGUCCGACCAAGCCUUCUGUCGCGCCACCUCGCGUCUCGAGAUUGCACCCUCCGACGCCUUCCCUUCGCACUUCGUCACAUGAAGCCGAGUCAGGCCCGCGAGCAAGGCAGAAGCCAUCGUCAAGUGUCGGAACUGCCCCGACCAGAGAACUGAUCGGAACAGGCCGAGAUUCUAAUCACCGCCUCCUUUUUGGCCUAUCCGACACCGCCGCAUCUUCCAAACCCAACCCCUUCCUCAUCUCCUCAGACACCAACAGCCUUGCCGCGCUAGGUGAACCUCGUCACUCGCCCGUCAAGAGGCUCAACGUCAAGUCCGAAUACGUGAUCAGAUCUCCCGAUAGACCCGAUCGUAAACCCAUCAACCUUCUCGAGCUAAAGCCCUCACCAGGUAAAGCUCAGCGCGGCAUCUUCCGACACAACUCUGCACAGGAUGACAAACAGGACGACGAUGAUGGCUGGGAUGACUCGGGCAGCAACACUCUCGAUGAGAUCAAGUUGGUCAAAGGUCCGGCAGUAAAGAAGGAGCGGGAAGUAAGUGGGAAGGAACAGGAACCAUCCUCAGAAGACUUCAUUGUUCGGCGAGGCAGCACUUCGAGCAGCACGCGAAAGAGCUCGAUGCCGCGAGCCACUUCUACCUUGGACGUCAAGCAUACCUUGUCAUCUGAGACUUCGGAUGCACUGGCGAGCCUCGAGGCGUCACUUGCCAAGCUCAAGGCAAAAACCCGCAGCCCUCCCAGCACAGGCGCGAGUAAGAAGAAGGAAGACAGUGGCGACUCCACACUCAGACGCGAACUCGGAGCUGCUCGACCGUCGGGUAUGACGAGCGGUAAGACACAAGCCUUCAACACUAAAACCCCUAUCAGCAACGCCGGCGAGUCCAGCUUCAGCAAUCCAUCCACGGCUGAUCAAAGCAUGGACAGUAGUGCCGUGUUUAAGCGUCCUUCUGGCCGCGUCUCAGCACUGGCCAAGUCAAGAGUCUCGAGUUCGUCGGAUCCGCAUUCUUCGCUGAGCUCUUCGCUUGCCUCUUCAAAGUCGAUCAUGUCCUUUGGCGCACCACGCUUGCCUGGGUACAGCGACGUUGGCGCCCGGCCAUUGAAGCCAAUGUUCUCUAGCUCACGCACUUUGAGCCUCGAGUUGGCUUCAACAAGCAAUCUUUCGAAAGCCGAAGAGGAGGCGGCUCAGGCAGAAGAAGAAGCCAGAGUAGCAGAAGCGAAGAGACAAGCUGAGCUCAAGACAGCAAAGCGUAAGAGCAUGUCUUCAGUCCUCUCGAGCCGUAUGCCUCCUCCUAUGCUGCAGAGGAAGGAACCUGAUGCGCCAUCUCGAAGCUCCUCUGGAGCUAGCAACAGUAAAAGCUCUGCUGCAUCCUCCACGCCAGCAGAACCCAGCGCAGCAGAGUCUCUUGAAGCCAAAAAGGUAGCCAAAGCAGCACAUCGUCGAUCCCUCUACACCUACAUCCCCACUAGACGCGACGAUGCAGACACUUCCAUCGGUAAUCUUUCCAGCAACCUCAUCGGCACACUCUCUGAGGGCGAUACAUCGACCAACGCUUCAAAGCCCAAACGUUUCCUACGUGGCCUAACAGUUCUGGUCGAUGUACGGGAUCAAGAUGGAGAAGAUGCAUCUGCUUGCUGGGUGGAGAGACUGAAGAAUGCAGGCGCAAAAGUUAUGCUCCGCUUCGGAGAAAGAAAGUUGACUCAUAUCGUGUACAAGAGUGGUAGACCGAGUACGCUGCACUCGUACAGAGCCUUGGAUGAUCCCAAGCCUCAUGUUGUGGGGAUCAGCUGGGUGGUGGCUUGCUUGGAGCAAGGAAAGAAGGCUGAUGAGGAGCCGUACCUCGUUGAAGUUGCCAAGCAGGCAAUUUUCACAAACCUACGACGAUCUUCGAUGGCGCCAAAACAAGUGCCUACUUCUGCAACGACGAUCCGGGAGCUGGAACAAGCCAAAAAGAAGCUCCUUGCACAUGCCCCUGCGGUCCCUAGCCCGCUCAGGCGAAGAGUCAGCUCUCGUACGAUAUUAGCCUCUCGACUUGCAGCUGCUUCGUUGCUUUCCGAGCCAGAUGCCACCACUGAAGCCACUUCACAGAGCACAGCAGAUCAGUGCAUGGGGAAUGAUGCGAAUAAUGAUGAUUACGAUGAGGCGGCAAGGUUGGCUGCUUACCGCGCGCGCGUCAGGUCUGUUUUGACACGGCCUGCUGCGUAA
Molecule: messenger RNA, 2721 nt
Organism: Ustilago hordei
Lineage: Eukaryota; Fungi; Basidiomycota; Ustilaginomycetes; Ustilaginales; Ustilaginaceae
Exons: 3
Coding region: 1-2721 (906 amino acids)
Biological process (GO): mitotic cell cycle
Source: RefSeq, a predicted model, not a curated record